AUGGGAUCCAUCCAACAAACUCGAUCUAUUCCAAAACUCACAGCUAUAGAGCAGAUCAGCCCCCGGGGCUAUGCGCGCUAUAUUUUCCCUUUCGAGCUAGGGGAGAACUACAAUCCCGACGAAAUCUUCACUGUCGUUCGAGAGGGUUACUGCUUUCUGGCGAAGCAAAUCCCAGAGACGGCAUGUGAGGUAGUUCCCGACCUCGAAUCAUGGCAGAAGAAUGUCAUGAAGUUGCGCAUGCCAAGCGACGGAGAGAUUGAUCUUGUUACAGCAAAGGACCUACGGGCACCAGGUGCUUUCCCAUAUACCUUUGCGGAGCUCAAGGCAAAGAACUUUCCCCCAUCCGCCUUCGAAGGAGACCUCCUCUGUCGUCGAGAAGUCUGGCCAACACCCGAUACAAGAAGGCCCAUCUCGCUUGCGCAAUGUACUUUCAUUCCCGGCGGGCUUCUUCUAUCAUGGAACGUCUUCCACAUGAUCGGAGACGGCGGAUGCUUUUUCACAUGGGCGAAGGUCUGGGCAGAAGGAUGUCGUCGGGCGCAGGGUUUGAAUAUCGACAACCCAGUCCAGCUUCCGGACGCCCUCUGGAACGAUCGCGAACAGGCGAUAAGUCCGCCCGCCCAGUAUAAGGGCAAACUGGAGGAUCAUCCGGAAUAUAUCCUCCUGCCUUUCACGCCAACAGAAAUGCCACCGAAAAUGCUAACUACGACCCACCGCGGCCAAAUUUUCUACAUUUCGCCAGAAUCGCUGGCAAAAUUGAAGAAAGAGGCUGAUCCAUCAAAUGCGACCGAGCCAUCUGACCAGAAAUGGAUAUCUACCAACGACGCCAUCUGCGCGCUGAUCUGGCGCUCGAUCAUGGCAGCGCAAUUUCCUCUGCGGCCUGAGGGACUCGGGGAAGGGGAAGAGAGUGAUCCCGAAACCAACUUUGGCAUCUUCAUGGACGGACGGUUGCGGACGAAUCCAAAGGUUCACCCCGAGGCAUUGGGCUGUUUCAUGACCUGUUGCACGACCACAGUCACUCUCCGUAAAAUGCUCGGACGGCUCAAUAUUGCCGAUCUUUCGGUGCUCGUGCGCAAGGCUAUCGCCAGUACUGAGGGGCAUUCUAUCUGCGACGUCGCAGCGCUUGUCAAGAAUCAGGAGCACCCGACUCGUCUUGCGUUGUCGGCAAUGCUGGAUCUUUCGGGGAGGAAUAUUUCACUGUCGUCGUGGGUUAAUUUCGAUUUGUAUUCUUUGGAUUGGGGUUCGAUGUUGGGGAAUAGGAUUGAGGCUGUGAGAAUGCCCCGGAUCGGCAUGAUUCAUGGGGCUCAGAUUGUUUUGCCUGUUUUACCGAAUGGAGGGGUGGAGAUCAUGGCCGGGAUUGAGGGGGAGUUUUUGGAUAGGCUUCUUCAGGAUCCGGUGCUGAGGAGGUUUGCGGUGCCGGUGUAG
Penicillium waksmanii is the source of this 1422-nucleotide messenger RNA. RefSeq lists its product as uncharacterized. NCBI's taxonomy places the organism in Eukaryota, Fungi, Ascomycota, Eurotiomycetes, Eurotiales, Aspergillaceae. The record is from RefSeq and is a predicted model, not a curated record. Bases 1 to 1422 code for a protein of 473 amino acids. The transcript has a single exon.